Messenger RNA from Tetranychus urticae (two-spotted spider mite), 951 nucleotides. The record is from RefSeq and is a predicted model, not a curated record. Lineage: Eukaryota; Metazoa; Arthropoda; Arachnida; Trombidiformes; Tetranychidae.
AAGAUUGGUAUGGAGCUAAGUUUUACUUUUGUCUGUUAAGAUGUUUCCUAUUUAUUAUAAAAGACAUAGACUUUUGUAAAUUAGCAUCAAUCAAGUUCUUAAGCCUUUUCUAACAGUUUGUGUUUUAAGUUAUAAUAUUAAAAUAAUACUAAAAUGUGUAUUUCAUUAAAAACUGUGUUUCUCCUGUCGAUCUUAAUUAUCAACAUACAACAAUUGGAAUCAGCUAAAUCACAUAUUCCCGAUGAACAUGCUUCACUUCAAUUUAAUAGACCGAACUCACAUAUACAAUAUAAUAUUGCUUCCUUAGUGAAAAAACUUAACCCGGAUUCAGCUGUUCGUAUUAUUGAAGAGACUGCAGCUGAUCUACAUCUCUAUGAACUUCUUGAACAUAGGUUAAAGCAAGAAGUUGAAAAGAUAAAAAGUAAAAAAGAAAACCCAAACGAAAUAGUUUAUGGAUAUGGAAAUCGUAAUCCUCCAGUUUAUGUUCCAUCAACUGUUGAAUAUAUCGCUGCUGUUUCUACUCCAUAUUCAAUUCCAUCGACUACUGUUAAAUAUAUUCCUCCUGUGACUAGACCAUAUUCAACUAAAACGACUGCUGUUAAAUACACCAAGCAAUAUGUCCCUCCAAAAACAGAAAAACCAACAACGACAACGAUGGGUCCAUAUUUCCCUGAUGUAUCUGAAUAUGAUUCUAGCGCAUAUAUGCCAGAAGUACCAGAAAGUAGUCACUUAUCUGAUGGUUAUCAUCCAAGCCCUGAAGAGGAUGAAGACUCAACCCAAAUAUAGUUUAUUUAAUCAAUGUUGUUAUUUUAUAAAUUGACAAGGUUUCAUUGUUAUUGACCUGUUGUAAAUAAGUUUCAUACUUUUAAACAAUCAUGAAAAUCUUGUAUCAUUGAUGAAGAUAAUACUCUUAAAUAUGACUAUUAAAUAAAUAUCUUGUUCACAAUUAUA